AUGUGUUUUGCAGACGGCCUCAUGAUAUUCUGCUGUGCAGACUUGAUCUCAGUUCAAUGUGUUCGAAAUGCUUUGGACUCAUUCUCAAAUAUCUCUGGUUUAACCAUCAACCAUGCCAAAAGUCUUGUGUUUCUUUCGGAGGUCAAGCAGGAUAUUAAGGCUGCAAUUACAAACUGUUUUGGAUUCAAGCCAGGGACUCUCCCAGUGAAAUAUCUUGGCGUUCCAUUGAUUAGCUCCAGGUUAACUCAUCAACACUGCAUGCCACUGUUAGAAAGGAUCAUCACCAGAAUUAAGCUUUGGACUGCAGCCUCCCUUUCCUAUGCUGGUCGGCUUCAACUUAUUAAAUCCACACUGUUCUCUAUUCAAGUUUAUUGGUCAAAUUACUGGUUGCCAAAUGGGAAACGAAUUUGUGACAUUCUUCCAUUCCGUCAGUUAUCCAAAACUGGUUUAACAUGUGAUGCAAAGGUUUCGUCUAUAAUCUCAGAAGGCAGAUGGACAUUUCCAGGUGGUCAACCGGAACUUCAGCUAAUCUGGAACUCUAUCCAGUUCUUCCCUCAGCCUCAUCAACCAGACAUUUGCAACUGGAAGGGACUUCACUCAGGAAAGUUUUCAAUCGACUCUGCAUGGGAAUUACUAAGAGAUAAAAGACCUAUCAACUCCAGCUUCCACCUCAUCUGGUUUCCAGAUCAUAUCCCUCGGCAUGCAUUUAUUCUUUGGAUCGCAUCAAUGAGGCGUUUGCAUACAAAGGAUAGGCUACUCUCUUUCCAGGUCAUCUCGUCUGCCACAUGUUCAUUAUGUGGAUUGCAUGAUGAAACGCAUGAUCACCUAUUUUUUGAAUGUAGCUACUCCGCCAUGGUGUGGAACACUCUCAGUGAAAAAAGUCUCAUAAACUGGCCAAGUAUGUCCUGGCAUGGUUUACUUCUUUGGGCUGCAACAAGUUUGAGGGACAACAAGGUGUUCUCACAUCUCCUAGCAAGGCAAAUCUUAUCCUCAACUGUCUACUUUGUAUGGUAUGAGAGAAACAACAGAAUUUUCAACCAAGCUUCCAAGACUCCGCAGGUUCUAAGUGGGGAAAUCAUUGAAACCAUCCGAUCAGUCUUGAUGGAGAAGGAUUAA
This is a messenger RNA of Populus trichocarpa (black cottonwood), 1116 nucleotides long. RefSeq lists its product as uncharacterized. The transcript is spliced from 2 exons. The record is from RefSeq and is a predicted model, not a curated record. Lineage: Eukaryota; Viridiplantae; Streptophyta; Magnoliopsida; Malpighiales; Salicaceae. Bases 1 to 1116 code for a protein of 371 amino acids.